Molecule: messenger RNA, 2464 nt
Organism: Phlebotomus argentipes
Lineage: Eukaryota; Metazoa; Arthropoda; Insecta; Diptera; Psychodidae
Product: ATP-binding cassette sub-family G member 4
Exons: 10
Coding region: 278-2266 (662 amino acids)
Cellular component (GO): plasma membrane
Molecular function (GO): ATP hydrolysis activity; ATP binding; ABC-type transporter activity
Source: RefSeq, a predicted model, not a curated record
CUUUGUAUUUAAGACACCCAUUAUCAAUUGGGAGCUGAGAAAAAAGGAAAAUUAUCAGAUAUUGAUAAAAUAUUGAUGGGGGAUUCUCUGUCACUGUCGUGACCGUUCAACACUCCUCCUUCUCAGUUCGACUCAAGUCUCCGAUCGUGCUAGUCGCGUGCAACUCCUAUCGUGGGUAUAAAGAAAUCCAUUCGGCAGUGAUAACAAGUCGUCCAGACUUUGUGGUUUCAAGACCUAUGUUAUCUUGUUUCGCAGGUGUUUAGCAGUGACAGUGAUCAUGAACGAUAUCGUGCAGGAAGGACUUCGAGCGGAGUUCGCGCUAAGCAGCGCCCCCGCGGCGGCAGACGCUCCGCCGGUCUACAAGCCCACCACGAUGCCCUACGAUAGGGAAAGUGGCCCCAAUGGAAGCGUCGGCCACUCCAGCAAUCCCGGGAGCCAGGAAAGUGAUGACGGAAGUCUGGAGCUCAAGCGAUUUUCGAAUUUGCCCACGAGAGAGCCCGUGGACAUCCAAUUCAAGGAUAUCAGUUACUAUGUGAACGUGGGUUUUCGCAAAGAGAAAAAGGAGAUUCUCCACAAAGUCAAUGGCAAAUUUCCUGGAGGACAACUAAUUGCUAUUAUGGGUCCUUCGGGAGCGGGUAAAAGUACUCUUCUGCAUGUGCUUUCUGGCUACAAGAAGAGCAACGUUAAUGGUGCUGUUUAUGUGAAUGGACGAAUCAGAAAUUUGAAUUCAUUCCGGAAGAUGACUUGCUACAUCACCCAAGACGAUCACUUGCAGGAACUUCUCACGGUUCUUGAGAAUAUGCGAAUUGCUGCUGAUUUUAAACUGGGCGCGAAUUACCCUGUUCAGCAGAAAGACGCUCGCAUUGAAGACAUCCUCACCGUUCUUGGUCUGUACGAACAUCAAUUCACUCUCGCCGGUCGUCUUUCUGGUGGCCAGAAGAAGCGUCUCUCAAUCGCUCUGGAGCUGAUCAGUAAUCCUACAAUCAUGUUCCUCGACGAGCCAACAACUGGACUCGAUAGCUUUUCCUGCACACAAGUUGUCGAUCUACUGAAACAGCUGGCUGGUCAGGGUCGCACCAUAAUUUGUACAAUUCACCAGCCGUCCGCCAAGCUUUUUGCCGAAUUCGACCAAGUGUACGUGCUUUCGCUCGGCGAGUGCCUCUACCAAGGCAGCACCGGAAACCUCGUGCCCUACCUGCAGUCGAUCGGCCUCCCGUGUCCAAAGUAUCACAAUCCCGCCGAUUACAUCAUUGAGCUGGCGUGCGGAGAGCAUGGGGAUGAUAAGAUUCCGCAUAUGGUGGCCGGCACGGGCAACGGCGAGUGCCUGGAUUGGUUUGGCGACCCCAGCAAAGUCCUGAAGCUGGAGACGCUUCGCAUGAAGUAUCCCAUCCAGAGGCCGGCCAAAGAGAACACAAUCCUCCAGGCGACAAAUCAGUGGAACCAGCUGAAGACGCUCAUCAAGCGCGGCAUUAUUCGCGGCAAGAGGGACACGACACUGACGCAUCUCAGGAUUGGCGUGAACAUCAUGGUGGCUGUUAUGCUGGGAUUCCUCUUCAUUGAAGGUGGCAAUGAAGGUUCGCGCGUCCUGGACAACUACAAUCUUAUGUUUGCCAAUCUCAUGCAUCACUCCAUGACAACAAUGAUGUUGACUGUAUUAACAUUCCCAACAGAAAUGGCAAUUCUGCGGAAAGAGCACUUCAACAGGUACUACUCACUGAAGUCUUACUACGCCUCAGUGACUCUUCUUGACAUUCCAAUGGCGACAUUCUGCUGCUUCAUUUACACAGUAAUUGUGUAUUUCCUGAGUUACCAGCCUCAUGAAUUUUUCCGAUUUGCUAUGUUCUUCACGAUAUCCCUCUUGGUAGCAUUUGUAGCCCAAAGCAUAGGUCUCAUGGUUGGUGCUUGGUUCAAUGUUGUGAAUGGCACUUUUAUCGCUCCUGUUUCGUCAAUUCCGAUGAUGAUGUUCGCUGGAUUUGGAGUGACACUUCGUGAUUUGCCACCCUAUCUGAAAUGGGGUAGUUAUAUAUCAUACCUGCGAUAUGGCCUUGAGGGAUAUGUGGGUGCAAUUUAUGGGGAAAACCGAGAAACACUCGUCUGUGAAGCCAAACCAUAUUGUCACUUCAAAUAUCCCAAGAGAUUCCUCCACGAAAUCUCGAUGGAAGGCGAUCAGUUUUGGACUGACGUGUAUGCUCUCUGUAUUAACAUGCUCCUGUUCAGAGUACUAGCAUUUAUCCUCCUGAAGGCUAAGCUAAGGGCUGUGAGAUAAAAUUGGCAAUGUUACUAGAUCACCAAAUGGUUUUUAUGCUAUUCUUCAAUUAUAUGUUAAGUUGCACGAACAAAACAAUACAAUAAGUGCGAAGAAAAACGCAUAGGGAAAUAUAAUUAAUGUCUUCCAAACCAACAAAUCAAUUUGUACAAAGAUAAAUAAAUAAAUAAAAUAAAUUUAUAAUCAUACUAAUCAAAG